AUGGAGACGACAUCAAAAAUAUUCAGCUCCAAAGAGCUGAAAAAGGCGACGGAUAACUUGAACAAGAAUAGAGUGCUUGGACAGGGAGGUCAAGGCACGGUCUAUAAAGGCAUGUUGGUAGAUGGACGAAUCGUAGCUGUCAAAAAAUCUAACAAGAAGAAAGACAAAGUUGAGGAGUUCAUCAAUGAGGUUUCUGUUCUCUCGCAAAUUAAGCAUAGAAACAUUGUGAAGCUUAUGGGGUGCUGUCUCGAGACAGAGAUUCCAAUCUUGGUCUAUGAGUAUAUUUCAAAUGGAGACCUAUUCAAGCGGUUACAUGAUGAUUCGGAUGGCUACAUAAUGACUUGGGAAGUGCGUUUGCGGAUCGCUGUAGAGAUUGCAGGAGCACUUGCUUACUUGCAUUCGGCUGCAUCUACUCCGGUCUAUCACAGAGAUGUCAAGACCAGAAACAUACUUUUGGAUGACAAGUAUAGAGCCAAGCUGUCAGAUUUUGGUAUUUCGACAUCCAUAAACAUAGAUCAGACACACUUGACAACUAAUGUUGCCGGUACUUUUGGGUAUUUGGAUCCAGAGUACUUUCAAACUAGUCAGUUCACUGAUAAAAGUGAUGUUUCUUAG
Molecule: messenger RNA, 615 nt
Organism: Eruca vesicaria subsp. sativa (arugula)
Lineage: Eukaryota; Viridiplantae; Streptophyta; Magnoliopsida; Brassicales; Brassicaceae
Source: the annotation of a GenBank genome assembly